UGGCGCCGCCCAGACUGUGAUUUGAGGGGAUUUGUCUUGCUCAUUUCUCAUUUCUCGUAUUUUUUUUAUUUUUUUUAUUUUUUUGUUCAGUUCUCUUGCAGAUAUAUUUUUUUCUUCUCGAAUCUCUGUCUCUUCCCAAAUCGCACUCAGCCUUUGGGUGCAGUUGGUGCAGUGGUUUCCUAGUUUGUGGGGGCAUCUGAAAUCUUGCUGCUUCUUUCGAAGUGUAGCUUAACCGAGCCGUAGAUCUUGUGUAGACUACCUGCAUUCGAGCUGGCCACUGCCCCAUCGCCAUUUUAGGUGCAUGGUCUUUUGUAUGUGAGAAGAACGAUGGUGGUUCACGAUAAGGAGAGGCAAGUUGAACAAUUUUCGGAGCAAGAUUUGGGCUAGCAUUUUCGUGAUGAAGCCCUUGGAGGUCCGUUUUUUUACGCGCCUUUUGUAAAGGCGACCAAGACCGGAGCGCGUAUUCUCUAUUGCCGCAGUGUAUACCCUACCAUGAAGUGUCGAAUAAAGAAAAUAUUCAAUCAGAAUGAUCCAUCUAUCUGUAACUGGUGGAGGUGUAGAUCCUGCAUCAUCUCCGUUGUUUACAUUUGGAAGGUACUAGACAAAAUAUCAACCGUGAAUAAAUUUUUGGAAAUGUGAAGUCCAAUGGCUUCUGAGCAUCGCAGAAUCCUCAGCUACUUUUUCGAUGAAGGACGGGCUAGUAGAACAUUCACCCUGGAGGAAGGCAUUAAUAUAAAUAGACUUCCCGUAUUAUUGUGCUUUUUUCUCUUCUUCACCACCUUGGUGACCUGCCAGCCUGAUACCUCCUUCACGUACUCCAAAUUCGGUCCUGGCUCUGUCACACUUGUGGGCGACUCCCGAAUCAUGCCCGAUGGCAGACUCCGUUUGUGCAACAUAUCCGUUGAUGUGGAGGGUCAAGUUACAUCUGUUGGAAGAGCACUGUACCCCACUCCAGUCCAAUUGCGGAACUCAACCACGGCAACGAUGGCCUCUUUUGAAACUUCCUUCACGUUCUCCAUCGACACGAAACUCGGAAAUUUCGCUUUGAGCUCACCAUCCGGCAUGGCCUGGGGUAUUUUCCCUGAUAAUCGAACGAUUGGAGAUUACGGUCUUUACUUGGGCCUAAUGAAUAGCUCAACUGAUAAUUUUUCCAACAAAGUCUUUGCCAUCGAGAUUGACACAGGAUUCAGCGAAUUCCCUGGUUACAAUGAUACCAGCAGCUGCCAUCUUGGGGUUGACCUCACAACGAUGAGGUCCGACCCUGUGUUCGACAUGGCGACCCCUCCUGGCAGUCAGACAAGCCCGUGCAUUCAAAACAGGGGAGUGUUUACGCUUCAUAUCCGUUACAACGGUCUCAGCCAUAUCCUCCUUGUGGAUUUGCUCGACAUCGGGGGCGAGUCAGUGGGAAGAAUAAAUACUACAAAGAACUUAUACCCUUAUAUGAACGACCAAAUGUUCGUUGGAUUCUCCGGUUCCGGAAUUUACAUUACACCGCAAGAAGACUCAGUUUAUUCUUGGAAUUUUUCUUCCACAUUUACAUCACCUGUAACACCAUCUUCAGCGCCACAGCCGUCCACUCCACCCCUACAGUCGUCCCCUCCAGCGACACACCCGUCCGCUCCUGUCACUUUGACACCAGGAGAAAAUUGCACAUCAACUCCCUGCUCUAAUUCGACAUCCUCUUCCAACAAGGGCCUCAUAUACGGUGCCGCUGCUGGUGGAGCUGGUGGUCUUCUGCUCUUGCUUGGACUAGGACUAGGAUGCUUUUGCUGCAGAGGGAAGUCCUCAGAAGCCGGAACAUACAGCCAAGAAACGAUUCCAGGAGGUGUCGCAGUGGUUGGACCUCGGAAGUUUACCUACAAAGAGCUCAGCUUAGCCACUAAGAACUUCAGUCAAUCAGAGCUUUUAGGAAAAGGAGGCUCAGGAAGUGUCUACCGUGGAAUUCUUCGCGACUCUGGAGCCAUGGUCGCGGUGAAGAUGAUCCAGGCUGACAGGUCACAAGAACUGGCGGAGAAAGAAUUCCAGGCGGAGGUGUCUAUCAUAAACCAGAUCCGACACCGGAACUUGGUGCAAUUGCAAGGUUGGUGCAACGAGAAGGGGAUGCUCUGCCUCGUCUACGAGUAUCUUCCAAAUGGAAGCCUUGACAGCCUGCUGCGCAAAGAAAUGCAAGCACCGAACACGGUAAUCCCCUGGGGAACGCGCUACAACAUUCUCACUGGCGUCGCCGCAGCCUUAGCUUAUUUGCACGAGGAGGUCGGCCAGUGCAUCCUGCAUCGCGAUCUGAAGCCCGGGAACAUCCUUCUCGACGUGAACUACAACGCCUGUCUGGCCGAUUUCGGUCUCGCGCGCCUCACCGAGCACAACCAAGCGGCAGCAACCACAAUGCUGGCGGGCACACUGGGCUACAUGGCGCCAGAGCUUCCGCAAACUGGCAGGGCAACCACGCAAACGGACGUAUACAGCUUCGGCGUUCUAAUCGUGGAGAUGAUCUGCGGCAGACGGCCAACAGACGUCGACCGCGACACACAGAUGCCGCUUCUCGACUGCGUCUGGGCCGCGCACGCUGGCAAUGACAUCUCUUGCGUCGUGGACGCCAAAAUCCGCGACGAUCGAGACGCACAGCAAAUCGAGCGAACUCUUCUCCUCGGCCUCUUGUGCUGCCAUCCCGACCCAAUCUCCAGACCCACCAUGCGCAACGCACGACAAAUCCUCACGGGCGAUAGUCCACUUCCCCCGGUCCCUACCGAGAAGCCGGUUGUGAAGUGUGCAGUGUACUCGCAGUAUGGCUCUUACUCCGAGUUCGACACCUCGCACGGCGAUGGCUACGACCCGCCCGAGGCAAUCAGUAAAGCCAGCAGCAACACCAAUAGCAAGUAUAGUAGCUACAGCACCAAUACCGGGUACAGCACCACAGACCACGACAGCUUCUCCUCUCAAGCUAAAUCUAUCCUUUGAUUAUUUAAUUAAUUAGGCCCCUCAUUUUUGAUGAAUCCCACUUGGGUUCUUCGUAGGCUUAUUAGCUUUGAAUGCGCGACGCAACUGCCUCCGCUGCUACUCCUCCUCCUGCUGAGGUUUCUCUUGUUUCCACCUGUCAAUGGAGCUCCUCUGUCUUUCUACUUUUGUUGAGUUUUGACGAACUGAUAUAUUGAAAGGUUGCCGAGUUCGGUAAGUCCUGAAUUUCGA
This is a messenger RNA of Physcomitrium patens, 3183 nucleotides long. Lineage: Eukaryota; Viridiplantae; Streptophyta; Bryopsida; Funariales; Funariaceae. The record is from RefSeq and is a predicted model, not a curated record.